AUGACUGGAAUCACAAUUUCACCGCCAGGAUCUUUCCCAUCCUCUCCCUCCUUCGGUGCCUCUCGCGCCUCUAGAUCCUCCUCAUCUUCACGACGGCCCAAUCUCUCGCUGGACAUGUCCAACCUGCCAUCUCUCUCUAAACCCACGCCACCAACCAACACCCUCCUCAUCACCGACCUCAAUAGCAUCCUGCUCUUCCAACCGGACGCCCUCGCCGCGAUCCGCGCCCGGCUUGAAUCCAUCGCCCCGCUGAACUCCUUCUCCCCGCUGCCCUCUCUCCGCCGUAUCAUCUGUUCCUUCCACUCGGAACAAGACGCCUUGCGCACCCGCAAGCUCCUGGACGGCUCCUCGCUCCUCGAUAACACCAACACACGCGCCAAGAUCUACUUCGGCGAACCCACCCCCAUCCUAGACGAGCAGGACGCCCGCCCCAAACUCCUAGAAGCGCCGCAUUCCGACAAACUCUUCUUCAUCUCGCCGCCCCCCAGCCCCCCGCACGGCUGGGUCAUGCGCAACGAAGACCCGCCCAACAAGGAGGUCCACGCGAGUGAUCUCGCCCACGCCCUGGCGAACCUGAAGACCGAGCAAUUCGGCGUCGUUGCGGACGUGAACGCCGCCCCCAACGCCAACGCUAUGGAGCCGGGAACCCCCAUGUCUAUCACCUCGGAUAAGCGCACGGGCAGCUGGCCCGUCGCCGUGUCGCAGCAGCGCAGCCGCAGCAGUACCCUCAUCUUCCAUCCCGAGGACCACGGCGGCAGCCCCAACCUGCCGGCCGUCAUGGUCGAGGAUACCAGCGCGGCGCUGGAGGAUAUGGACGUCGAGAUGAGUCCGAUCGAGAUGUCGGUGAAGAAGAUGCCGCCGAAGACGUCUCGGCCGCCGGUCGAACUGAUGAAUUAA
Molecule: messenger RNA, 897 nt
Organism: Aspergillus melleus
Lineage: Eukaryota; Fungi; Ascomycota; Eurotiomycetes; Eurotiales; Aspergillaceae
Gene: cbpA
Product: putative calcineurin binding protein
Exons: 1
Coding region: 1-897 (298 amino acids)
Biological process (GO): calcium-mediated signaling
Cellular component (GO): nucleus; cytoplasm
Molecular function (GO): nucleic acid binding; calcium-dependent protein serine/threonine phosphatase regulator activity
Source: RefSeq, a predicted model, not a curated record